AUGGUGCUCCACCCGCCUCCCGAUGGCAAGUGGGGAUGGAUGGUCGUCCUGGCGGGGUUUGUCCAAUCAGCCCUGGUCUUCGGUGUGAUCCGCUCUUUCGGGGUCUUCUUUGUGGAGUUCCUGGCUUACUUCAGGGAAUCCUCAAGCACCGUCUCCUGGGUUGUGUCCCUUGGAGUUGCCGUCCUGCAGUUUGCAAGCCCGCUGGGUAGCGCCCUUAGCGCCCGGUACGGGGGGCGCCCUGUGGUGAUGGUUGGAGGUUUCCUCGCCAGCCUGGGUUUGCUGCUGGCUUCAUUUUCCAUCAACGUCUCUCACCUUUACCUGAGCAUCGGCCUCAUCACAGGGCUAGGCUGGGCCUUGGUGUUCACUCCUUCCAUGGCCGCAGUGUCUCAUUAUUUCGAGAAGCGACGGACGCUGGCCACGGGCUUGGCCGUUUCCGGUGCAGGCGUCUCCUCGCUGGUCUUCUCCCCUCUCUUCCAGUACCUGGUCGACUUGUACGGAUGGCGAGGAGCGCUCAUGCUGGUCUCUGGGAUGUCCCUCAACCUGAUGGUGUCUGCUUCUCUGCUGCGGCCCUUGGAGGGAGACCCAACACCCAAAGACAAGGCCGGGGAUUCACAUUGGCUGGAGACGCUGGCCUCUCUCUUCACCCUGGAGCUGCUCUCUCACGGGCCCUUCAUGCGUUACGUCUUGGUUUUUGUCCUGGUAGAUGCUGGCUACUUCGUCCCCUAUGCCCACCUGGUGGCCCACGCGAGGGAAGUGGGAUGCAGUGAAUACGAAGCGGCCUUCAUCAUGUCUGUCGCCGCCAUCGCUGACAUGUGCGGCCGGAUUUUUGCUGGCUGGCUUGCAGAUUCCAGGUUCUCCUACCGCCUCGUCCACAAUCUGACCCUGUGGACAGUCUUAACAGGGAUCUCGCUCACUCUGGUGCCCCUGGGGCACAGCUACGCCUCCCUGAUGUCCCUCGGCAUUUGCUAUGGGUUCUUUGCUGGUGCCCUCGUCCCACUCCAGUUCACCAGCCUGGUGGAGAUUGUGGGUGCUGGAUACAUGCUUGGGGGUAUCGGUCUCAUGCACAUGUUGGAGAGCGUAGGGGCCUUGGUGGGGACCCCGCUUUCAGGCUGGCUAAGGGAUAUCACUGGGAAUUACACUGUCUCCUUCCUCAUGGCUGGAGUUUUCCUCCUGGCUGGCAGCUCAAUCCUUCUGACAUUGCCAAACUACUUCUCUUGCUCGCAGCCAUCGCAAACCAGGACCAACAGCACAACAGAGCCUCCCGACCCUGAGGCCUUGGAAUUAAGGGGGUUGCCCCAACAAGGCAGAGACCAUUUCCAGCCUGAGGCAGAGACUGGUUAG
Molecule: messenger RNA, 1341 nt
Organism: Rhineura floridana
Lineage: Eukaryota; Metazoa; Chordata; Lepidosauria; Squamata; Rhineuridae
Product: monocarboxylate transporter 13-like
Exons: 4
Coding region: 1-1341 (446 amino acids)
Biological process (GO): transmembrane transport; monocarboxylic acid transport
Molecular function (GO): monocarboxylic acid transmembrane transporter activity
Source: RefSeq, a predicted model, not a curated record